GCUCAAACUUUUGCUGUGUAAUCCGUACAGGCGAGGCUAACACACGUCUGUCGCUUCGGAGUACUUUUUAUUACUAUUUCAGUUUAUACGUGUUGUACACAAUGGAAUAUUUAAUCGGACUACAGGGACGGGAUUUUGUCCUCGUCGCCGCCGAUAAUGUUGCAGCUUCCAGCAUCAUUCAGAUGAAACACGACUAUGACAAGAUGUUCAAGCUGAGCGAGAAGAUCUUGCUGCUGUGUGUUGGAGAAGCGGGAGACACGGUGCAGUUUGCAGAGUACAUCCAGAAGAACGUUCAGCUCUACAAAAUGAGGAACGGUUACGAACUCAGUCCUGCAGCAGCAGCGAACUUCACACGAAAGAACCUGGCAGACUACCUGCGGAGCAGAGUAAGUUCUCUGCCGGUCGUUUUUAAUUCCAGCCCUCACGUUCUUCUGCUUGUCGUUGCAGAUCUGACCCGAGACGAAGCCGUGGACCUGCUGAAGAAGUGCAUCGAGGAGCUGAACAAACGCUUCAUCCUGAACCUCCACUCCUUCACCGUGCGUCUGAUUGACAAGGAGGGCAUCCACGACCUGGAGAAGAUCACCCUCGGCAACAAGUGACCGCCCGCUGCUCUGCUGCCGCCGCCGACCCGCUCCGUCGUUCUUUUUGUACCGAUGACCUCCUUGCUCUUUCUGUUCCAAUAAAAAGUGACACACAGUUGA
Stegastes partitus (bicolor damselfish) is the source of this 701-nucleotide messenger RNA. RefSeq names its product proteasome subunit beta type-2-like. Gene Ontology annotation, biological process: proteasomal protein catabolic process. The record is from RefSeq and is a predicted model, not a curated record. The coding region runs from base 102 to 599 and encodes 165 amino acids. The transcript is spliced from 5 exons. Gene Ontology annotation, cellular component: nucleus; cytoplasm; proteasome core complex. Lineage: Eukaryota; Metazoa; Chordata; Actinopteri; Pomacentridae.